AUGUCUUUUGAUAGAAACGAAAUAUUUUCUGCUUCUGUACUUCCCGGUGAACAACCAGAAGAUAAUUCAUUCAAUGAAAUUACAAAAGCUUUUAGAUCUUUUGUAUUAGAUUUUAGAUUAGAUUCACAAUUUAUAUAUCGAGAUCAAUUAAGAGAAAAUUUAUUAAUUAAAAAUUACUACCUUAAAGUUGACACGGAACAUUUAAUUGGAUAUAAUGAAGAGCUUGCCAAGAAGUUAACUGAUGAUCCAGCAGAUAUGAUUCCAUUAUUUGAAAAUGCAAUUACUGAUAUUGCUAAAAGAAUUGCUUAUAUUUCACAAUCUGAAGCACCUCAAGAUUUCCCAAUAUGUCAAUUAAUCCUAUAUUCAAAUUCAAAUAAAAUAAGUAUUAGAAAUUUAGAUUCUGAACAUAUUUCAAAAAUUAUUAGAGUAUCAGGUAUAAUUAUAUCUGCUUCUGUUUUAUCUUCAAGGGCAACUCAAGUACAAUUAAUUUGUAGAAAUUGUAAACAUAUGAUGAAAAUUAAAGUUAAAUCUGGUUUUGGUCCUAUUCAAUUACCUCAAAAAUGUCAAGCACAACAUAAUUUAGAUUCAACACAAGAUAAAUGUCCAAAUGAUUCUUAUGUCAUUGUUCAUGAUAAAUCUACAUUUGUUGAUCAACAAGUUUUAAAAUUACAAGAAAAUCCAGAUAUGGUACCUGUCGGAGAAAUGCCAAGGCAUAUUUUAUUACAAGCUGAUAGAUAUCUAACAAAUCAAAUAGUACCAGGAACUAGAGUUACUAUAGUUGGUAUAUAUUCAAUUUUCCAAUCAAAACAGAGAUCAGGUGGUAGUGCAGAAACUGUAGCUAUUAGAAAUCCAUAUUUAAAAAUAUUAGGAAUACAAUCAGAAACAAAUUUGAGAGGUCAAGGUGUUUCAUUUACUGAGGAAGAAGAAGAAGAAUUUUUAAAAUUAUCAAGAACUCCUAAUUUAUAUGAAGUAUUUGCAAAUUCAAUAGCACCUGCAAUUUAUGGAAAUGAUGAUAUUAAAAAAGCAAUUACUUGUUUAUUAUUUGGUGGGUCUAAAAAGAUUUUACCUGAUGGUAUGAGAUUAAGAGGUGAUCUAAAUGUAUUACUUUUGGGUGAUCCAGGUACUGCAAAAUCACAAUUAUUAAAAUUUGUUGAAAAAGUAGCUCCAAUUUCUGUUUAUACUUCAGGUAAAGGUUCUUCAGCUGCUGGUUUAACUGCAUCAGUUCAAAGAGAUCCACAAAGUAGAGAUUUUUAUUUAGAAGGUGGUGCUAUGGUAUUAGCAGAUGGUGGAGUUGUAUGUAUUGAUGAAUUUGAUAAAAUGAGAGAUGAAGAUAGAGUUGCAAUUCAUGAAGCAAUGGAACAACAAACAAUCUCAAUUGCAAAAGCAGGUAUAACAACAGUUUUAAAUUCAAGAACUUCUGUUUUGGCAGCUGCAAAUCCUGUAUUUGGAAGAUAUGAUGAAUUUAAAUCACCAGGUGAGAAUAUAGAUUUUCAAACUACAAUUUUAUCUAGAUUUGAUAUGAUUUUUAUUGUCAAGGAUGAACAUAAUGAAAAAAGAGAUAUUUCAAUAGCACAACAUGUGAUGAAUAUUCAUUCUGGAAAUAGAUCAGAUUUACAACAACAACAAGAAGGUGAAAUUCCAAUUGAUUUAAUGAAGAGAUACAUUCAAUAUGUUAAAUUUAAAUGUGCUCCAAGAUUAACUGCAGAAGCUUCAGAAAGAUUAAGUAGUCAUUUUGUAUCCAUACGAAGAAGAUUACAAUUAAAUGAAGCUGAAAUGAAUGAAAGAAGUUCAAUUCCAAUCACUGUUAGACAAUUAGAAGCAAUUAUACGUAUUACUGAAUCAUUGGCAAAAAUUGAAUUAUCUCCAAUUGCAACUGAAGAACAUGUUGAAGAAGCAAUUAGAUUAUUUACUGCUUCAACUAUGGAUGCUGUUGAUCAAGGUUUAGGAUCAACUGGUGAUGUUCAAUUAAAUGCAGAAAUUAAAAAAGUGGAACAUGAUAUUAGAAGAAGAUUACCUAUUGGUUGGUCAACUGCUUAUCAAACAUUAAGAAAAGAAUUUGUUGAUUCUGGUAAAACAAGUUCAAAUGCUUUGGAAAAGGCAUUAUAUAUAAUGGAAAGACAUGAAGUUAUUAAAUUUAGACAUCAAGGUCAAAAUGUAUUACGUAUUGGAGUAUGA
This is a messenger RNA of Insectozyma verbasci, 2175 nucleotides long. Lineage: Eukaryota; Fungi; Ascomycota; Pichiomycetes; Serinales; Debaryomycetaceae. The record is from the annotation of a GenBank genome assembly.